Cheilinus undulatus (humphead wrasse) is the source of this 523-nucleotide messenger RNA. Its product is annotated as C-C motif chemokine 20-like. Lineage: Eukaryota; Metazoa; Chordata; Actinopteri; Labriformes; Labridae. Gene Ontology annotation, cellular component: extracellular region. Gene Ontology annotation, biological process: cellular response to type II interferon; neutrophil chemotaxis; inflammatory response. The record is from RefSeq and is a predicted model, not a curated record. Gene Ontology annotation, molecular function: CCR chemokine receptor binding; chemokine activity. The transcript has 4 exons. Bases 53 to 355 code for a protein of 100 amino acids.
CUCAGACUCCACCUGAGGACGGACGAGACACCAGCUCUGCACAGACGAAGACAUGGUAUCAAUCAAGGCAACGGUGAUGGCGGUCAUGCUGCUCACUGUCUGUGUGCUGGCCACGGACACUGCAGAAUAUCAUGGAUGCUGUCGAAGUUACAUGAAAACCAAGCUUCCUUUUCGUCCAAUCAAGGGGUACACGGUUCAAUCUGACAUAGGGUUAUGUCCCAUUAGUGCCAUCAUUUUCCACACAAAGAAGGGCAGAGUUUGCACCGAUCCUGCUUUGGACUGGGUGAUGGAUUACGUCAACCGUUUAAGGGCUAAAGCACAAAUGGUUCACAGAGAGUCAUUGUUCAAGGAGUAAAAGUCCCUCUGAUGUUUGAAGAGAGACGACAACCCGCCUGCAGCAAACAGACUAUCUGGGCUUCUCCUGCCAUCCACAUGCGUACAGUGUAUGAUGAUCCACAGUUAAAUAGCUACUUAAGUAAACUCCAAUGUGCAGUUUCCUUUACUUUCUCUAAAAAGAGUUUCG